This is a messenger RNA of Varroa destructor (honeybee mite), 1795 nucleotides long. Its product is annotated as MFS-type transporter SLC18B1-like. Gene Ontology annotation, molecular function: transmembrane transporter activity. NCBI's taxonomy places the organism in Eukaryota, Metazoa, Arthropoda, Arachnida, Mesostigmata, Varroidae. The record is from RefSeq and is a predicted model, not a curated record. Gene Ontology annotation, biological process: transmembrane transport.
GGUGCAAUCAAGAUAAAGAGCGCGCGUAAUUGUCAGGAAUGCAGCCAGCACUACAACUUUAUGGAAGCAAUGUGCUCCCCUGAUCAAGAACCCAGCUCUGCUUCUAUUUUGCCAAGUAGACAACAGGCCCCACAACUGCAACGACAGGUAUUCGAUUCCCAUUGCCCUGAAGUCACAACCCAGAUCUGGACAACCGCAUCUCCCACGAAGCCGGAAAAAAAUAUUCGAAUAUACUGGACUCGGGAGCGUAUCUCUGUUCUUGUUCUGACCGCACUCGGGUGUAUAGUACAGUGUGCCUCUUACUCCGUUCUACAGCCGUUCUAUCCGCAGGUGGCGAGGCAAAAGGGCAACGAUGCCACAGAAAUCGGUAUCGUGUUUUCCACGUUUCCUCUUAUCGGAUUCAUGUCGAGUCCUUUGGCCGGAAAAUUGCUAUCAUCUGGAAUUGCUCCGAAGUCGGUGCUGAUCGUCGGGCUUACCAUAGAUGGCGUAUUUCUUUCAACAAUGGGAUCACUAUCGUUAAUUAAGAAUAGUACAGGAUUUUUUGUGGCGUCCAUGAUUACGCGAUUGCUUGAAGCUGUCGGAUUUUCCAUUUGCCUGACCUGCUACAAUACGAUGAUUGGAGCGCAAUUUCCAGAUCGUUUGCGCAUCAUGGUGCCUCUUGUGGAAACAGUAUUUGGUUUCGGAAUCAUGAUUGGACCAGCAGUGGGCAGCGUACUGUACGAUAUUGGGGGAUACCAACUUCCGUUUAUCGUGUUCGGCGCGUGUAGCUUGACAUUUGCUUGUCUUGCAAUAGUCAUUCUGCCUAAUGAAAUGCGAACAAAUGAAAAUGCAGAGAGAACGAAAAACACUAAAGAAAAGGAAAAAAGCUGUGAUAUGAAAGGCUUGGCUCACCCGCUCAAAAUAAAGAGCUUAUUAUGUGAAUGGCGCGUUAUCUGUGAUAUACUAGCCGUGUUUGUGUGCUGCUUCGUAAUUGGAUUUAAUGGAGCUACCCUUGCCUUACGAACCAAGGAUUUAGGCGUAUCAUCCGCCUCGCAGAGCUCUCUGGUAUUCCUAACGUACGGAGUUGUCUAUGCCAUUUCUAGCCUGGCCAACGGAUUCCUUUCUAACCAAGUGGACCGAACGCUCACUGGCACUCAAGCUUAUACAACAGAUUGUCGCCUGCUCGUGCUUCUUGGAGGAGUGAUCUUUUGUACGGGUCUCGCAACCCUUGGCCCAAUGCCAAUGCUUCCUAUAAAACCGUCAUGGUGGCUUCUUAUGCUGAGUCAAGCUUUAAUGGGUAUAGGCAAUGGAGCUAUAUACAACCUUAGUUAUGUGCAUACGCUUAAAUACGUUAUCAAUCAGCUCAACUACCCGUCUAAGGCCCCAACGUACGCGCUUGUAGCAAGCCUAUACUCCAUGGCCUUUUUUUUAGGCGCAUUUCUUGGGCCAUUUUUGGGAGGAGUUCUGUUCGAUGUUGUGGGAUAUCGUUGGGCUACUACCGUAGUACUUCUUGUUGUUCUCAUUCCGAUGAUACCAACGUAUCCCCUGGUCAUCCGAGAUCAUACACGCGGCGUUCUUCAAAGCACACCACUCAGCAGGGAGGCAAUUUAAUUAGUUAGCUUUACGGAUGGUCAAUCGACUUAAUAGGACAGUUAUGCAUCAAUAUCUGUUGUAGUAGAAGUGACGACAACUUACAGCCUUCAUAAAGCCAAUUUCUGAUGUAUCUUGUGACUGACAGGUUUAAAGUAAGAACAACGAGUACCUGCGAGAAAUAGUUGUUAUUGAAGGUGCUAAUAUUUUGGAGUAUGCCCUGACU